Candidula unifasciata is the source of this 1611-nucleotide messenger RNA. The record is from the annotation of a GenBank genome assembly. Lineage: Eukaryota; Metazoa; Mollusca; Gastropoda; Stylommatophora; Geomitridae.
AUGGCGUCUGCCAGUGUGGAUUUAACAAAGCUCAUCUGUCGACGACAUAACGACAGCUGCUGCUCGUCUCCUUCUUGUAGCCAUCUUUCUACAUGCUUUGACAGGGUGGUCGUUGGUUAUGACGGGAACUUUGUGGAUGGUUCUGAAAACUUAAAUGUCAGACAACAGGAAUCGUCAGGCCUUGUUCCCUUCAAGGAGAAGACAAAUCCAAAUUCGAAUUAUGGUUCAGCGGGCGUGUCUGUGAAAGACCACACAGCAGAUGGUAGGAGAUUGACUACCCCGGUCGUGUACAGUCGACGCUGGCUCAUGCUGGCUUUAUUCUGUUUUUACUCCUUCAGCAACUCUUUUCAGUGGAUCAACCUAAACAUUAUUUCUGACAUUCUGGGCCGUUACUACAAUCAGAGUUUACCUCGGGAUUCUUACCAGCGCAACACGGCUAUAGACUGGCUGUCAAUGGUCUAUAUGCUAGCAUACAUUCCAUUAAUAUUGCCUGUCAUGUGGGUCCUGGAUCAAAAGGGAUUACGCCUGUGUUGUUUGUGUGGGUCCUUGCUCAACGCUCUUGGAGCUUGGCUAAAGUGUGCCAGUUUGACUCCAGACAGAUUUCCGUUGCUCAUGUUUGCACAAACAAUUAGUGCCAUGGCACAAGUCUGUGUUCUAGGAAUACCUGCAAGACUGGCUGCUGUUUGGUUUGGGCCUAACGAAGUGUCCACAGCAACAUCCCUCGGUGUCUUCGGAAACCAAGUUGGGAUCGCCGCUGGAUUUCUGCUGCCGCCAAUGAUGGUGACAAACUCCAACGAUACAGACGUCAUCGAUGUUGGUUUGCGCAUCAUGUAUUAUGGUGUUGCGAGUCUGACUACCGUCGUUUUCUUGUCAAUCCUUGUCUUUUUCCAUGACAGACCACCACAGCCACCAAGCAAAGCACAAUAUCUUGCCGUAGUGGCCGCAGCCAGCCAGAAUUAUAAACAGUCUCUGGUUCAAUUAGUCACCAAUAAAGGAUUUAUUCUUCUCAUUAUUGCCUACGGUAUAAACACCGGAUCGUUUUAUGCGGUGUCGACUCUACUUAAUGCUACAGUUUUCUGCUAUUUUCCGGGUCAAGGGGUCAGUGCUGGGAGAAUCGGUCUUACGAUUGUAGCCAUGGGUGUGCUGGGUUCGGUCCUAGUUGGCGUGUGGUUAGACAAGACCAGAACUUUCAGGGGAACAACAGUAGCAGUGUACAUUUUAUCAUUGGCUGGGAGCAUCGCCUUCACUGCGGGCCUGAACCUGGGAUCUCUCUGGAUUACCUUCAUCACCGCAGGUUCACUUGGGUUUUUCAUGACAGGAUAUCUCCCCGUAGGGUAUGAAUUUGCAGCAGAACUGACUUUCCCUGAAUCAGAAGCUACUUCGUCAGGCUUGCUCAACAUCAGUGCCCAGGUAUUUGGAGUAACCUUAACACUUACAAUGAGAGCUAUGCUGGAGUCUGUGUCCGUGCUCAGUGCCAACGCUGCUCUCUGUGCGCUUUUGUUUGUGGGAUGCAUCCUGACAGGUUUGUCCAACAAACAGUUGGUUAGCGAAUGUAGACAUAAAUGUCUAAACAAAAAAAGUAAAAAGCGAAAGUUCGUUCACACACCAUAG